Messenger RNA from Megalobrama amblycephala (Wuchang bream), 2002 nucleotides. Its product is annotated as collagenase 3-like. The transcript has 10 exons. Gene Ontology annotation, molecular function: metalloendopeptidase activity; zinc ion binding. The record is from RefSeq and is a predicted model, not a curated record. Gene Ontology annotation, biological process: proteolysis; collagen catabolic process; extracellular matrix organization. NCBI's taxonomy places the organism in Eukaryota, Metazoa, Chordata, Actinopteri, Cypriniformes, Xenocyprididae. The coding region runs from base 374 to 1798 and encodes 474 amino acids. Gene Ontology annotation, cellular component: extracellular matrix.
UAUAUUGGACUUUAUAUUAUUUAGUUAAUUUAAGUUGAAUAAGAUCCUGUAAAGCAUUUUAAAAAACAUUAUUACCAUGUUGCCCUUGUUUGUGUUUAUAAUACAUAGAAACGCAUAGAAAUGUUGCCGUUAAAUAAAGGCAUGUGGAAAACAAAUAUUACAAAUAUCUGGGCGAGGAGGAAAAGGCUGUGAAGAACACUGAAAAUCCUGCUCUUAUUGUCUUGCCUGUCAGUUUGAUGGGUUACUCACAGAAGUUUGUGGCUGAUAAUUUCACCUGUGCCUCAACACCUCACUGUUUUAAGAGUAUAUAAGUCUUCAUAAGACACUUAUCUAUCAGAAGGAAAGCAAACAAGCGUAAGAAGCAACUCACAACAUGAGGAGGAUUCACCGCCAGCUGUGUUUUCUCGCAAGCCUGGUGCUUGUUAUUGAUGCAGGACCGAUUGAACAACCCGCUGAUGAUUAUGGAAUUGCAACGAAUUACCUAGAGAGCUUCUACAAUCUGAGAUAUAUACUCGCUCCUGUUGCUCCUGGUGGUGAAGGCAAACGGCCGGAGGAAAAUCCACUGCCCGAGAAACUGAAAGAGAUGCAGAAGUUUUUUGGGCUCAAUGUCACUGGAACGCUGGACAUAGAAACACUGGAGGUGAUGAAGAAGCCCCGCUGUGGAGUUCCAGAUGUUGCUGAGUACUCCGUGUUUGACGACAUACCCAAAUGGCAGACCAACAACCUCACUUACAGGAUUGAGAAUUACACUCCUGACAUGCCUGUAAGAGAGGUGGAUGAUUCCAUCAAAAGGGCCCUGCAAGUGUGGGCAGAUGUCACUCCUCUGAGAUUCACCCGUAUCUACAACGGCACAGCUGACAUCAUGAUCUCCUUUGCUACACAAGAUCAUGGUGAUGCUUACCCAUUUGAUGGACCAGGACGCACUUUGGCUCAUGCUUUUGCUCCCUCACCUGGAAUUGGUGGAGACGCACAUUUCGAUGAUGAUGAGUUUUUUACCUUACGCUCAUCAAGAGGUAAUUUUUUUGCAAGUUAUAUCCUGUUCUUGGUGGCCGCCCAUGAAUUUGGUCACUCUUUGGGUCUUUUUCAUUCCAACGUUCGUGGUGCUCUGAUGUUUCCCACAUACGACUUCACUGAUCCGGAUCGUUUCUCUCUGCACUCUGAUGACAUCACAGGGAUUCAGUCAAUGUAUCCACCUGUUCAAACGACUACUAGAGCUGUUCAAACGACUACUAGAGCUUGUAACUUUAACCUGAUCUUGGAUGCAGUUACAACUUUUAGGGGAGAAACAAUGUUCUUCAAGGAUAGCAUUUUCUGGCAUCGUUCACCAAGCAGAAGUGUGUCUAAACUUCUGAUCAAGAGUUUCUGGCCCAAUGCCCCGGAUAAUAUAGAUGCUGCUUAUGAGGAUCCAGUGCAAGAUAAAGUUUUCUUUUUCAAAGGAAGACAAGUCUGGGCUUUUAAUGGAAACAAUGUUGAGCCGGGCUAUCCCAAGACUCUCAGGAGCUUUGGUCUGCCACCAUCUGUGAAAAAAGUUAGUGCUGCCGUCCACGACAAAAACUCAGGAAAAACACUGCUCUUCUUUGACAUAUAUUACUAUAGCUAUGAUGAGAAGAUGAAGAAGAUGGACAAAGGGUAUCCCAAACGACUGAAAGUUGGAUUUCCAGGGGUGACUGCAGGGAUUACAGCAGCCCAUCUAUUCAAUGGGAAUAUUUAUCUCUUCAGUGGGACAAAGGUGUAUGAGUUUAGCAGCAGCAGGAAUCUCCUCCGUGUGCUGAAUAAUAAUUACUUCCUUCCCUGUUAGUCACGUUUCCCUGAAAUAAGAAAUGAAUGGAGCUUAACUACAGUACUUAAAUGCUUAAAAAAACAGUUAAAAUUAAGUAAUUGUUUAUUGUAUUUCUGGAUUCUUCUAAUCAAAAUUGUCACUGGACUUCUAUUUUAACAUUGUUAACAUUUAAAAGAAUCUGUAUAAUGUUUAAUGUUAAUGACUAUUUUCAAAUAAAUUAAA